AGUUGUUCCACUGUAUUGUUUUUUUAUUUGUACUUUUAAAAUUGUUGUAUUUUUCCCCCUACAUAUUUUCAAUCUGUGCUUGAUUUAAUCUGUAGAUGCAGAACCUAAAGUUAUAGAGGACUGACUGUAUUGUUAAUAAUUAUUAAGAUAUACAAAAUCACUGUUAGUGAGAGAUUUAAAAAUGUCCAGGUAGAAAGAAAAUGAAAUAGACUAUCAGAAGCAGUGAUUUUCUGGUAUGAUUUUAAUUUGUAGUGAUCUACAGGAUCCUUUGUGGAGGCAAAUGCAUUCUAGUUAGUAGUAUCUGUGAUAUUAUUAGGGCUCCUGUUUUAUAGAUUCAGUUCCAGAAAUAUUUAUUAUCAAGUGCCUGUGUUAUGUCAGGUGCUGUGCUAGGAACUGUUCAGUUAAAUAGAUAGUACAGUUAAGAAAAUAAGUCAGCAUGUUCUCCCUCCCAGGCCUUAGAGUUGGGGUGAUUCUGUGUCCCACUUUUCCCUGGACAAUCCUGUUUACUGCUCUUAUCCUAGCAUAAUUAUUCACAGUGCCCCCUUUUAUUUCAAGUGUCCUGGUUUUGGAAACUAAUUAUAGGGUCAUCAAUAUAGGCUAUUAUUGAGGCAGAGGGAGUUUCUCCAGAAAAGGACUAUGGAAGUUGUCUAAACAAGAAGGAGCAUGAUGAAAAGUAUUUUCUAGGGAGUUGAAUUGAGGCUAGAUGGUUAGUUGUAGGACCAGCAAAGUGGUGGGAGAGGGGAAAGCAUUUUGGAGAUAGAGUAAACCAAACACUACCAGUGUGAUGGACAGAACCCAACUGGAGGUGCCAUCUUGAAUUCCAGAGUGUGAAGAGCAGCCUCAGGUGCGCAGCCUUUUUAGGUUUCACCAUCAGCGUGUCUCAGAUGUUUUCUUGGAGACUCCAUUAGGCUUUAACAAUUGCCUUAAAAAUUCCCCAGCAAAAGCAUUUUGGGAAUAGGGAGCAACUCCAGGUUGCACAUGAGAUGCUUAGCUAGGUCAUUGGUUUGUAUGGCCAUUUCCCUCCUGAGUCUAGGUAUGCAGGUCUUGAGGGGUGGAGCUCAAGGCUACUUUUGCAUUUCUGCCAGUGCUUCCAAAUGUCGUGACUGGGGGUGGGGGUGGGGGUGGGCGGGGUGGAGGGAGGGAGAGGUGGGCCAGAGUAGUACCCUUCCUUGACUUAGUGUUUGAAAUUUGAAACACAGAAACUUAGUGUUUCUGUGCCAUGUCUCACAUACACAGAGAGAAUAUUGGUUGCAAUAACUUCAGAGACAGUUAAAAGGUGAUAUUUUAUAUAUUCAGAGAUUAUUGUUAAAUUCAUUAGCAAGAGGAAUGCAGUUCAGACUUCUCAGAUUUGGGAGGUAAAUCUCCCCCACCCCCAGUGUUUGCAUUUGGUUUGAGUGUCUUAAUUACCAUUCCAGAACGUUUGUGAAAUUAAGGUGGAAAAAAGAAUUCUGGCUUAGGUACUAACAUAUAACCCUUGUGUGUUUAUUAUGAAGCCUUCACCUUUAAGAUUCUUGUUUGCAAUCCUGGGCAACACAACCAAUUUUCUGUGUCAUUAACUUUUUCCUGUAACACCAAAGGGCAGGAGGAUGCUGGUCUCCACCUUUUGUUUCUCCAAGGCAAGUUGAACGACCAUCUGUGCCAUAAGAUGGAUGAGGCCCAGUGAUCUUCCUGUUGAUUUGGUAUUUGUGUCUUCACACAAGAAUCUUUGCUGAUUCCAAUGCUCGAUUCACUGGAAUACUCUCUGCUGUUCUCUGAAUUGAUGAUGGAUUAGUUGAGGUCUUUGUAUUCAUUAUUGGCAAGGUUUCGAGACAGUCCCUUGAGUGCAGGAAGAAUCUGGCAGUGGCGUCAGAAGGCCAAGGCUCGGCAACCUUGGAUAAGUCACUGUCUGAGUCUGUUUGUGUUGCUAUAAAGGAAUACCUGAAGCUGAGUCAUUUUUAAAGAAGAGAGGGUUAGAGCUGGACGAGUGCUGUGGGCUUAGCAGGGGCUGCAGGGGCAGUGGGAGUGCAGACUUAAAAAAUGCAGACCCCUGGGGCACUACUCAUUUCUCUAGCUCUGGUCUACUGUGGUACCAGGGGUCUAAUCAGGCCUGUGUCUGCCUCCUUCUUGAAUAGCCCAGAGAAUUCAUCUAAACAGCCUUCCUACAGCAGCUCCCUACUCCAGGUGGCCACAUGGGAGUUCCAGACCAGUGUUGUCUCCUGGGACAUUGACACAGCAGCCAAGUUUAUUGGUGUUUGGGCAGCCACAGUUGGUGUGGGUGGUUCAGGGGCUGGCAUUGGAACGGUGUUUGGCAGCCUGAUCAUUGGCUGUGCCAGAAACCUGUCUCUCAAGCAGCAGCUCUUCUUCUAUGCCAUUCUGGGCUUUGCCCUGUCUGAGGUCAUGGGGCUCUUCUGUCUGAUGGUUGCCUUCCUCAUCCUCUUCACCACGUGAGACUCUGUGGGGGUCAUCUGCCUGUCCCUGCUGCUACGACUCCAUACCAUUACUGGUGCUGGGAUGUGCUAAGCUUUACAACAUUUCUCUAAAAAAAAGAAAAAAGAAAUAGAGGUUUACUUGGCUCACGGUUCUGCAGGCUGUACACGAAGCAUGACGUCAGUGUCUGCUCUUGGUGAGGGCUUCAGGAAGCUUCCACUCAGGAUUGAAGGCAAAGAAAAACUGGCUUAUCACAUGGUGAGGGAGGGAGCAAGAGAGAGAGGGGAGAGAGGUGCCAGGCUCUUCUUAACAAUCAGCUAAUUGUUAAGCUGAUUGUGGGAACUAAUAGAGCGACAACUCACUCAUUACCCCAGGGUGGCAAGAUCUGCCUCCAUGACACACUAGGCCCCAUGUCCAACAUUGGUGAUCACACUUUAACAUGAGAUUUGGAGGGGACAAAUAUCUGAACUCUAUCAAUGAGUCACUUUGUGCCUCAAGUUUCCUCAGCAGUAAACUGGGGUAAAGAAGGAUAUGAAGAACCAACCUGUUAGGGUCGUUCUGAGGAUGAAUGAGAUGGCCAUUGUGAAAGAACUCUGGGUUGUUUUAAUGUGGUGUCGUAUUAUUGAAUGAACCAUCUAAAUUCAUGACUGAAUCUAGCCCAUCUCCUGCUUUUGUAUAGCCUGAGAGCUAAGAAUUGUUUUUACAUUUUAAAAUGGUUGGGAAAAAAAAUUCAAAAGAAGAACAGUAUUUCUUGACACAUGAAAAGUCUAUGAAAUUCAGAUUUCAAUGUCCUUAAAUAAAGUUUCGCUGGAACUCAGCCAUGCUCCCUUGUUGGCAUACUUUCUGUGCCACUUUUGUGCGAUAAUGGCAGAGUUGAAUAGUUGCUCCAGAGACUGAAUGGGCCUGCGAAGCUGAAGGCACUUAUCUGGCCCUUUACAGGAAAAAAUGUGCCAGCCCCUGAUGUAGAACAGUGGUUAUUGUAGUGGUUAUUGUUCAUCUUGUAGCAAGAUGAACCGGGUUCUACACAGAGAUCUUUCCCUCCGAUGGUGUUAAAGCUUGGGGAAAGCUAAGGCUCUCAAAUUUCUGAGGAAGAAAUCAAAGCUAGUUUGUUUUUUCAUUCACUCAUUCAUUCAUUCAUUCAUUCAUUCAUCGUUUCACCAAAUAUUCGUUGAGUUCCUGCUGUGUGCCAGACACUGUUAGGGGUGGUGAGGAAAAUGCAGUGACACAGGAGAAAAUGCCUGCCCUCCUGCAGCUUACAGUCUAGUGGGAGGAGUAAGAUAAUACACAAAUAAAAUUCCUGACCCGCCUGAGGGUGAUGGAUGAUAUGGAAGGGCAGGGGGAGAGAGUGGGGACUGUUAGGAAAGGCCAUACUGAGAAGGCCAUAGGUGAUGUGAAGGAGGUGGGGUGUGAGCCCUGAACCUACAUGAUGGGGCUGGGGCAGUGGGGAGUCUGCUUAGGCAGAGGGCAAAGCAAGUUCAAAAGCCUUGGGGUGCAAGCAUUGGAGAUGGUCAAAGGAGAGCAAUGUGCACAGAGCAUUUUUGUGUGUAUUUUAAUUUCAGCAUUGGCAGAGCUGUGGUAAUCUGAUAUGUGAUCCUGUUUUUAAAAAAUUAUUUUAUCUUCAGAACAAUAGGAAACACAAAGGGAGACCAUGUAGCGCAGUGGUUAAGAGAAGGGGUUCCAGGCAGAUAAGAGUUGAAGCUCAACCUUGGCAAUAUUGACAUUUAGGGCUGAACAAAAUCUUUGUUGCUGGAAGCUGUCCUGUGCAAUGGAGGCAGUUUAGUAGCAUUCCUGGCCUUUACUCACUAGAUACUUGUUGUGAUAACCAAAAAUGUCUCCAAACAGUGUCAUAUGUCCCCUAGGGGCAAAAUUUGGGCAAAUGUUAGUUGAGAGAGCAGAGACCCUGACUCUUUUUCUCUCCUGUUCACCUUUUCUUCAGCAGAGAGCACGGUGUCUGUUCAUAUCCUGGUGAGAAGUAUACGAUUUGAUUGGCUCAGAUCCUUGUGUUAAAAUACAAGCUACUAAAAUGGUCAUCUUUGCAAUUUUUUCAUUGCAUUUUUUUCUCUUGCUAGUCAUCAUCGCUUAUGUGAAGCAAUGAGGUGGACAUCAUUUCUUCCAUCCACUUUUAGGCAUGGUUGGAAGUGGAGGGCUUAAGGCUUACGAAACAUGCCUGAGCCCCCUGAGUCCAUGCUUUUGGCCCAUCUGAACUCCAGGAGGGGAGACAUACAGAUAAAAGAGUGAAGUGCUUUUAUACUGUUCCUCUGAGGCUCCCUGGUAACAUGCCAUCUGUUGAAAAUUGGCCUCUUUGCCUGGGGGAGCCCCUAGGAUGGGUUGAUACCUAAGUCACCUCUGGCCGUGCUGAAUUAAAGGCAUGCCUUGCUGUAAAGAGGAACGGAAGCUCAGGGCACCAAGCAGAAGGGGCACAUUAGGAGAGCCUAGCAGAAAUGUCUUUUUGAAUUUGUGUUCCCUGUUGGGCUCAUUUGGAUUGAUUUCCUCCACUCUACCUUCUAUCCUGUGCCUAAGUUGAUCAUGGAGCAAAAUGUUCCUGUUUGUUCUUCCUUCUAGAGUUAUGAAUGGUAAAAAGGCAAUAACUGAUAUUUACUGAGCACUUCUUAUGUGCUCUAAGCUCUCUUCAUGCAUUCUCUUUCCCCCCUUCCAAAUCCUCUCCAUCAUGGCUGUUAUUGCCACUUAAAGAUGAAGGAAGAGCCUUGAGAGGUUUAGUAACAUUGCUAGGCUGAGUGGUUAAGUAACUGGGGGAAGCUGGAAUUUGAUCUCUGCAGCCUUUUUUGUCUGCAAAAUCUUGGAUGCACCAUAAGAGAAGUCCAAGAAUUGUCCAGUGAAAUUAAAACUGCACCCCAAAGCUCAGCGCCUGGGGGGAUUCCUGGGCUCCAUCCUCAGAGCCUUUUAUUGCACCCGUGCUUGGAUGAGUCUCUUGAAGCUGACUUAAUCCCGGUCUGUCUACACAAGGGAGCAGCAAGCUAUUGACAGCCUCAUUUUAUGGUCAUCAGUGCCCUCUUCCUUCUGAAGCUUGUCAAUUUUAAUGUCUGGAGAACCAGGGGGUGGUGUAGGGGCUUCCAGACCCCUGUUUGCAAUCACCACUUGUAGACCAGAGCUUCUCACACUUAGAUGCAUGUGGAAUUCCCUGGGGUUGGAGUUAAGUUGCAGGUUGUGAUUCCAUAGGCCUGGCCUGGGGUCUGAUCCUGCAUUUGUAACCAGCUCCCGGGUGAUGAUGCGGAGGUGGCUGUCCUCUGGCCACACUGAAGUCCCUAGUUCUAGAUGCCAUCGCCCUCACCCUACUUCAGAGGCUGUACCAAAUUCUUAGAAGAGAAAUUUUGCCUCAAAAGAGACCUGGGAACCUGGCCCCAGGAAGAGUUUCAUCUCUGCGGGGAGUGUGGAAUUGGAGUGAUAGAGGUAAAUGACAAGGAUGUGGUGUUCCUUAAGCUGACUCCUGAUGAGCUUGGCGAAAUGAAGCCAGACAUUUUAUAAUUGGUCCCUUUUCUUUGUGUAGUGUCUAACACUUUUUGAAUACCUACUGCGUGUCAGUGCCUUUUCCCACUGAGGAUCGUACUGGAUAACUUUGGAUCUAAGGUCACUUUGGCAGUGAGAAUUUCCCGCCUCUGAGUCAAGACUACCUUUGAGUCCAGAAAUGGUGGCUCACGCCUGUAAUCCCAGUACUUUAGGAAGCUGAGGUGGGAGCUUGGCCCAGGAGCUCAAGACCAGCCUGGGCAACAUAGUGAGACCCUUACUUGACAAAAAAAUAAAA
Pongo pygmaeus (Bornean orangutan) is the source of this 6166-nucleotide messenger RNA. Its product is annotated as ATP synthase F(0) complex subunit C1, mitochondrial-like. Gene Ontology annotation, biological process: proton motive force-driven ATP synthesis; proton transmembrane transport. The coding region runs from base 2017 to 2427 and encodes 136 amino acids. The transcript has a single exon. Gene Ontology annotation, molecular function: proton transmembrane transporter activity. NCBI's taxonomy places the organism in Eukaryota, Metazoa, Chordata, Mammalia, Primates, Hominidae. The record is from RefSeq and is a predicted model, not a curated record.